Paramormyrops kingsleyae is the source of this 8260-nucleotide messenger RNA. Its product is annotated as rho guanine nucleotide exchange factor 4-like. Gene Ontology annotation, molecular function: guanyl-nucleotide exchange factor activity; protein binding. NCBI's taxonomy places the organism in Eukaryota, Metazoa, Chordata, Actinopteri, Osteoglossiformes, Mormyridae. The record is from RefSeq and is a predicted model, not a curated record. Gene Ontology annotation, biological process: intracellular signal transduction.
GCUUUGGGGCUGGAAGAGGCUGUGCGGUGAAAGCGGGCAGUUUCUGUCACCUUUUGCGGGACUCGCUGGGGCUGCGGCUCUUAUGCGAUGCUUUUAAUAGUUUUCAUGCUUUCAAAGCGGGCAUUUCUCUUGGCGAGCAGUUUAUAGUUAUAAUAAGUAAUCUUCCGAUACUUUCGAAAGGUUUUUUUCUUUUCAGGCAGACAUGGUCUCGCAGUGAAAGUUCAUGCGGACACUCGAUGGAUCCCCGCAGGAAUAACGAGAGCGGCAGUGAACCCGGCUUGCCCGGUGAUAGAGCGGACGAGGUGCGGGUGCAGCUCACCUGCACCACGGAGGGGUACCUGCGGGCGAAGUUCACCCUGUCGGCCUACAUCAUCUGCUGGACCUUACUCAAGAUGUGUCAGAGAUUACGCUGCUCUGCCAUCACACCACAGGGCCAGGAGGCCAGCGAGGACACCGGCAAGAUCCUUGAGCUUUCAGAGAGCACAUACCUGGGACCAGAACCUGCCAGAUGGAUGCAGCAGAAUCCAGAAACCUCAGAACGCAGCUGCCGUUUUAACUCUUUGCACAGAGACACUAUAUCCAAGCUCAGCCCGGACAGCAAAGCCUGUUUCCUUGAGGCCCAGGGGGUGGAGGACGGUCAGCCGGGGGACAGCAGAUCAGGGGACGGAGGGGACAGGUCUCAGGGACAGCAUGUUGAAAGGUGUCCCAGGGGACGCGGCACAGGAAAUGCAUGCACAGCACAGGCUGCAGGAACGCAGCGUGGACAUGACAUAGACUCACAGCACAAACACACAGCGGACUGGCUAUUUGGUGCAGAUGCUAGCACAGAACCCGACACACAUUCAGUCUGCGGACAGAUAUGCCCUGCAGUUUUGCGCAUAGCGAGACUCGAACCUGACUCUGCUGACGUGCAUAAGAGAGUUUGUAUCUCAGAGCAGGCUUGUUCAGCCUCACUCUCGCAGAUUCUAUGCCCGCAACUCCCAGAAUCCUGUGGCUCAGAGCAAACCUUCUACGGGCUGCAAACUCCACGUUCUCUUAGCCAGGGUUCUGGACAGGAGCUCCUAUCAGAUGAUAGUGUUUCUGGGGGGGAGCUGGGAAGGUUCACAGAGGCACAGCUUGGCUCCAAUCUCUGCGGACAAUCCAGCACCGAGGUGUUGAGAGGCCCCCUCAUCAGCAGCUAUAGUGAGAACCUAUCUCCUGACAGCAAUGUUCCAGAAUAUUCCUCUGUGCUGACAUUAGGAAAGGAGAGGUCAGAAUCAACCCCCUUUAUCUCCAAAGAAGAAAACGAUUUUUUCAGUGCUUGCAUUGUACAAAAGAAGAAUGUACGUGAUACACAGAGUGUCACCAAGAAACAUUCAGAUGAUGCUGGACUUCCCAGUCUAACAUGUCAUAGGGAAUUAUCCCCAUGUACCUCCACAGAGACUUUUGGUAAGAUCACAGAUGACCUUCAGGCACAUGUUCCACAAGCUGUUCCAUGUGAUUCCGGAUGGAACAGUGAAGCAGACACAGUGCUCACCGAGACAGUGAAACAUCAACACUUUAAAGAGUCCAGCAGUCUUAUUAACUCAGAUUGUCACUGGGGAGAGAUCACCUCACACCCUAAAGUUUUCCCAGUGAGAAGGGCAGAAAUUGCCGCAUUACACCUACAUGCUCCUCUUGAACACAUUAGGCUAAAUGGUCUUCCUGGACAGCACCAUCAUAAGACGCCCAUCAAGCCCCAUGAAACCAACAACACCCUGAAGGCAUCUUCAGGACUGUGUCCUACUGAUGGAUUAGCAGACAGUGUUCUGGCUAAGGAGCAAUCGUACGUCGAAGACCAGUUGGGCUGUCACACCUCAGGUGACAGUGAUGUCCAUUCUCCAAAUGCAUCAUUAACCAUCAGCCCCAAUCCCUCACAGCCAUUUCCAAAUAAGGAAGUCAGUUCUCCGUUUAAUAUCCCUGAUGUGGACACAUUUACUACACUGGAUGGUCAGCCAUACUGGAAUGGUAAGGAGUUAAGGCCUUUCUAUAAUGAUCCUGAGGGGAUUCGGUAUGACAUCGAAUUGUCUGAACAGGAGAAGCUGGAGAGGUAUCACCAGCAGGGGGUGCUAAAGAGCAAGGACAGUACUUCAGGUCAAAGUUGCACUUCCCACAGCCCCACAUUCCCCUUAGACACCCACCGUGGGGAUGGUGCGGAGGAGCUAAAUGUGCAGAAUUCCUAUUUUGGACCAGCAGAAGAGGGUCCAGAGAGCUCUGCAGAUGAUGGCCCUGAGCCAGUAGGCGAUAGUAUAAGCCAUAUUUAUUCUUUUUCACAAGAAGUAGAAAAGCACAAUACAACAGCAGUUUCUGAGGACUGUCUGGCGUUAAUUCCUAUUAGCCCUCAGAAAGUGCCGACAAUUGAAACGGUGCAAUACCAAAUCCAAGAUGCCUGUUUAAAUCUUCUCUCAGUCAAUCUUGAGCCCAUUUUUGAAUCAGAUCAGUGUCAAGAUAACUCCUCCAUAGCUGAAGAUGUAGAACAUGGACGAGACGAGGAGAUGAUCAGCGCAGGUUCUGCUGUGGAGGACCAAGUCGGUCACUCCAAGACCAUGAGGGAGGACUCAUCCAGCACGGAUUCAGAAGCUCUGUUCGGUUCCAGCACUCCUUCACCAGACAGCUAUGGAGUCAUGACACCUAAUGGUGAGUUAGCAUACGGGCAGUGUCUGAGCCCCACCAUAGCUGGUGACUCCACCAGCUAUGACAAAGAAGAAAUGGAUGACAAUGCCUAUUCUUACCUAGGUAGCAACACCAGCCUCCAUAAGGCAGUAAGGGGCAAAGCAACAAAGGGUAAAUUUAGUGGGAAGGGCUCUAAGUUCUCUGUGUUCUCCAAGAUGCCCUCAUUCAGAAGGGGUAAAAACUUAAGCCGGGAUAGCAGAGGUAGCAAGUCAGGGAGCUUUCCCUCAGCCUCUCCAGAUAGAGAGGCAGGAGAGGACAGUGUGGAGGAUGGACAAGGGGACAAAUCAAGGUCCACCUUGUCCAACAGCAGUGAGGAGCUGAGCAAUUUUGAGGGACAGGAAGAGAACCUGGAUGAUGACGUCUUCCACAAGGACCAGCCCUUCAAUCAGGCUGCCCAGAGAGCUAUGCCAGGAGGUCGACUGGAUAAGGAGGAUUUGGGCAUCUUCUCGUUAACAAGUGAUGCCGGAAAUGGAGAUGCUGAUGCUGCCUGCACUCCUGAGUUAGGGGAUUUGCAGCAAGGGAAACAGCCCAACAGGUCAGAGGGUGCCAGCUGCAAAAGGAGCAAGAGCUCAGACAGCCUCAGUCUGCGCCUGAAAUUGGCACAGGCCCAUAAGUCGCUCUCUUCUUUCUUUGAAUCCCGCUCCCCGGACAAGGAGCAUGAGGGACAGUUUCCGAAGCUGGACGGUGCGGCCUCAAGGUCCAAGCGGUCUGGCAGGAAAUUAAAACCAGUGAAGGAAGUCCCGAAUCGGACCAUGUCAGUGUCUGAUACCAACACCAUCAAGUCAUCCUCAGUGAACAACACGGAUCUGAACCCUUGCUCUGCCAGCCAGAGGACCACAUGCCAUACCGACCCACUGACCAAGAAGGGAAUGGCACGUGAACUCUCAGGUACUUCCCCAAAGAAUGCCAAGCCAUGGGAGAGGAGUCCAAUGCAGUCUAACAGCCUUACCAUUCCAUGCCCGGAUCCCUGCCAGCUGUCUUCACGCAACCUCGAUAACAUGGCUGGCGAGGACUCCAGCCCCCUUCUUCAUAUGACACCCCCCCACACCACCCUCACCAUCCAGGGCACCCCUACACGGGCCCGGUCUGUCGGUUCCGUCGACAGCAUGGACAGCCCUUCGAGACCGACCAGCCCCAAGCCGCACAGCCCCAGGUUCGGCAGCCACCGUAGAAGCUUCCGGUUCCCCUCCCCACAUGCCAGCACCUUAUCGCACAUCUUGCUGGGACAAUCUGUCAGCACAGAGCGGGUCUCUGAUCCCCCCGAAAAGCCGAAGACCCUCAAGCCCAGAUUGUCCCCGUUGAUGCCCGUGAAUCUUCUGGACACAGACGGCCAACAUGUGGACAGUCUGCCACAGGUCGUCUUGACCACAUCCUCGUCUGUAAAUGAGUUUGAGAACUUUGCUGAUGAUACUAAGCCAGCCAGCCAGUCGCAGGAGUCAGCUACCGUCCGGAGAAUGAGGAGACGUGCGCACAAGCCCAGACCCCUCUCCGACUGGGGAGGCCUACAAGGGGCCCCCGGGCCCAGGGCCAUGCGCUGGGGGGUCACGCAGCAGCGGAGUUGCUCAGAUGACCUGUGGAUCGAGGAUAUGAAGAGGAUGCUGGGCCGGGAAGCACAGGGCUUCAAUCUGCCAGAGGAGCUGCAGAAAGACUGUGCCCGGUUCUCCCUCACUGCCAUGGAGACCUUCUCAACCCUGCCAAUCAAAGACCAGAGUCUCUCUCAGAGCAUCCCCACUGGUCUGGACUGCCUGGGCUGGCACCGAUGCCCCUCCUACCACGCCAUGGUGACUCCUGAAGGCACGCCGGAGCAGGUUGGCCUGGGGGGCCAGGCGGGCAGUGAGGAGGACGCCUACGAGGGCCUUCGGGGUUCAGGGCCUCGCUGUGGCCACUCGGGCGGCGCGGGCGAACAGCUGGCCAUCAAUGAGCUGAUCAGUGAUGGCGCCGUGGUCUACGCCGAGGCCCUGUGGGACCACGUCACCAUGGAUGACCAGGAGCUGGGCUUCAAAGCAGGAGAUGUCGUGGAAGUGGUGGAUGCCAGUAGCCGGGAGUGGUGGUGGGGCAGGAUUCUGGACAGCGAGGGCUGGUUCCCGGCGUGCUUCGUUCGGUUGCGGGUCAACCAGGAUGAGCCCGUGGAUGAAGACCCAGAGAGGGAAGCAGGCCGGGCUGGCAUGGUGGGGCUGCUGGGCCCAGGUCUGGCCAGCAGGGACCAGAUGAGAGCCAAUGUGGUGAAUGAGAUUAUGAGCACCGAGAGGGACUACAUCAAGCACCUGAAGGACAUCUGUGAGGGCUACAUCAAGCAGUGCCGCAAGAGGACAGACAUGUUCACGGAAGAGGAACUCCACGCCAUCUUCGGCAAUAUCGAGGAGAUCUACAGGUUCCAGAAGGUGUUUCUCCAGGGCCUGGAGACGAAGUUCUGCAAGGAGCAGCCACACCUGAGUGAGAUUGGCUGCUGCUUCUUAGAGCACCAAAUGGAUUUCCAGAUCUACUCAGAAUAUUGCAACAACCACCCCAACGCCUGUCUCCAGCUCGCCAACCUCAUGAAGAUCAACAAAUAUAUAUUCUUCUUUGAGGCUUGCCGUCUACUCCAGAAGAUGAUCGAUAUCUCGCUGGAUGGCUUCCUGCUCACGCCAGUGCAGAAGAUCUGCAAGUACCCACUGCAGCUGGCAGAGCUACUAAAGUACACCAACCCCCAGCACAGGGACUAUAAGGAUGUAGAAGCUGCCCUCAAUGCUAUGAAGAACGUAGCCAGGCUGAUCAAUGAGCGGAAGCGACGUCUCGAGAACAUCGACAAGAUUGCCCAGUGGCAGAGCUCCAUUGAGGACUGGGAGGGCGAAGACGUACUCGGCAGAAGCUCUGAGCUGAUCUUCUCAGGCGAGCUGACCAGGAUCUCCAGGCUGCAGGCCAAGAACCAGUUGCGCAUGUUCUUCCUGUUUGACCAUCAGAUGAUUUACUGCAAGAAAGACCUCCUGCGUCGUGACAUCCUCUACUACAAGGGCCGGGUGGACAUGGACCACAUGGAGGUGCUGGACGUGGAGGACGGCAGGGACAGGGACUUCGGCAUGAGCGUGAGGAACGCGCUGAAGCUGCGGCCCACAGCCGCCAGCCCCACCAGAGAGGAGGUGCUGUUGUGCGCCAAGAAGCCUGAGCAGAAGCAGCGCUGGCUGCGCGCCUUCCAGGAUGAGCGCUCGCAGGUGCAGCACGACCUGGAGACUGGCUUCAGCAUCACGGACGGGCAGAGGAAGCAGGCCAUGCUGAACGCGUGCAAGAUCCAUCCAACGGGGAAGCCCAAAGCGUUGUCCCGUUCGUACUACGACUUCCUGUCUCGACAGAGGCCCCCCGGCCUGGCCCCCGCACCCCCGCUGCACCCCGCCCUGCCGCCACAGCAGGUCUUCAUGCUGGCUGAGCCCAAGCGCAAGGCCUCCACCUUCUGGCAGAACAUUGGCCGGCUGACACCGUUCAGGAAGUGAUAGAGAGGAGAGGGUGGGACAUCCUGGUCAGUGAUGCUGUGCCUCAACACUAUGGGAUGAUGUUCCUCUGAGAAGCACUUUAUGAGUUGGGUACAAUCGGGAGAAUGGAUUGCAGACUCUUGCUGGGAUUUUUGGGAAGCAGUUUCUGCUUCUCUUAGAUCUGGGAUUGGAGGUGCUGCCCCUUGUGGCUUCCCCUGCAACUGCACCUGUUGUUACUACUGCUCCACACAAUCCAUGUGACUGCUGCGUGGGAACUUUAAUGAAGAGAAUAUUUAUUUUUCAUUGUUUUGGUUACUUGCUUUUUUUCUUAACUUUGCAGUGCCGAAUAAAUGAACCUUUGUAUUUAUUUUUCCUUUGUUUGAAGAUGAAGAGGAGCCUCGCUCCAAGCAGAAAUCUUUCGUUUUUUUCUACGCAGACAUUUCUGCAGAUUCUACUGUUUAUCGUCACGUCACAGUAUUGCCACGGGAACUUUUUCGUUUCUGGUUGUAAACUUCUGGUUUUAAGUGAGCAUCUUGUCUGUGUUAGCAAACAGAAGCUGAUAGAGCCCAAAGAUUUUGUGGAAUUCCAUCUGUCUGUCGUGACAGGGACAGUCCUUAAUUUCACGUCUCUGUCCGCACUGUCUGUGACACGUUUCAAAGCCCCCCCUUUACCUCUGUGGCCCCGUUUCAGUCCUUCACUUUGGAGUGUUAUGUGGAGUAUUAACAGGAAGCACAUGUAUCUGUAAGAGCUACAGAGAUUCUCCAAUGGAGGAUUAUGACUCCUACAGAUCACAUUUUGCUCUGCCUGCCCGUUAUUGAUUUACUAUCAAAAAUCAGGUGUUAUAUCUGCAGCAGCCAUCAGCCUGCUUUGAAGGCCAGUUAUUCCAUCAAAGGUUUCGCUUUUCUUCUUAUACGUAUGUCGCUCCUGGAAGAAUUCUCUACAAGGCGACCAAACGUGCAGUUGUCCAGAAAAAUACUGCUGUGUGUUUCAAGCCAUAAAAAUCAGUUUGCUGCAGUAAGAAAUGCUGCGAUGGGUGUGUAAUUUCAGCAGAAACCAGUCUGCACUGUUCCACAGACACGAGGUCUUUGCUACUUAAAGGAAACACGGCAUGUUAAGAAAAGGGCAAAACACAACAAGACAAACUCUGCCAGCCCAGUUUGUCUGAAAGGUCAAAUUGGGGGAUACUAAGGACCCGUCUGUAACCUCCUGACCAAGACGGGCCCCUCACCGGCCCAAUCACAGCUCAGGCAGUCUCCACCCACGGCGUGCUGAUUGGACACGUGGAGCACCGUUUGGCUUUCCUGCUACCCACUCCGCCCCCAACGGAAAACCCUAAUCCCAACCCCCAGCAAGUAAACAUGGUUUGUUUUCUGUUUCUUCAUGAAUAAAGGAAGGCUGUGCGCUUUGAAACAGCAAGGGCUUGUUCUGUGGGGAGUGAACUUUCAAGACAGGAAGCAUUUCCAAGGAUAUUUACUGCUUAUGUUUGUUUUGACACUGCACAUGGUGGUGCUAUUUGGCUCUGAGAAACAAAUAGAUUUUUCCCUAAAAGGCCUAAAUAUCUGAAGGACCAGUUUGCAUCCUUUGAAAGGUAUUGAUAGAAUUUUAUAGAUAAUUGAUUAGUUUUAAUGUGGCUCCGUCCAACUGGGUCCUUCUCAAUGCAUUUUCCAUCUGCAGGCAUGUGCAUAGACAAGCUUUGGGGUCCUGAACUUGCAUGAAAAUGCGUCAUCGUGACCCAAGGAGGCAGUUUCACCUCCACCUAGAUGGAUCAGAGGGACCCGCAGCCUCAUGUCACUCGUGACAGUGUUACAUUGAACAGUGGCUGUCACAGAGCUCUGUAAGAGAUGGUAGUGACCACAUGGGGAAUGUCACAUGUCAGAAACAGGAAAAGCAUGAGGUUCAGUGUAAAUGUAUAGAGUGCUCCAACCCUUCUCUGAAAAACAAAGCUCUGCACCUGAAGAAAAUGUAGUAAUCUCUCAAUUUGGGUACGCAUUGCGCUUGUGAACUGUAAGUGUAGUUUAUUUAAAUACAGAGAAGAGGUUUUUGUCCAUUCUUUACGUGUUUGUCUGUUUACACAUGCACUCAAGUCAUGUGGAAAUAAUCAUUAAACGGUAUUUGUCCACACCUGA